AUGAAUGGACUUCUCAUCCCUCCUUGGUACAAGCAAGAAGUAACACCUCCAUCAUCAUUGACCCUGAUCACUUUUCUGUUCGGCUUUUCGUCUGCUUGCGCCGUUUUUACGGCCACCACUAUCGUUGCCCAGGCAUAUCGGAUCUUGUAUCGCUCCAAGCGACUAUUUACCCAUCCUUACGUCUUGAUGAUAACGACGGUGUGGCUGGCCAGCGUCGUUUAUUCUCUCAUUUCGUACCUAUACGUCCACAGCGUGAUACCCCCAAGUUUCUGGCUGUUCUUCGCCAUCCUCUGCCUUUGGACAAUACAGACCCAAUGUCUUAUGCACAUCAUCAUCAACCGUAUCGCACUCAUCAUUUACGAUGGGCGUAGAGUGAACCGACUGAAGUGGGCAGUCGCCCUACUGCUCGGGUUGGUCAACGUCAGCGUCUUCAUUGUUUGGAUGCCUGCACGCCUGCAGGUCAGCCCGGCCUGGAUCCAUUUCAAUGAGAUAUGGGAUCGGGUUGAGAAGGGCAUCUUCGCAAUGAUGGACCUCGGCCUCAACCUAUAUUUCAUAUAUUUGGUUCGAUCAGAGCUUGUCGCUCAUGGGUUGACCAAGUACGAAACAUUGUACAAAUUCAAUCUUGUGAUGAUUUUUUGUUCCUUGUCGUUAGAUGUUAUACUCAUUGGCAUCAUGUCUUUACCCGACAGUUUCGUAGUCUACAGCUACAUCCAAUUUCAUCCACUAAUGUACCUGAUCAAAUUAGCGAUUGAGAUGAACAUGGCCGAACUCAUCACCAAAAUUGUCAAGAGCACGUCUGGCUCCCACGAAAAUCAUUAUGCGACGUCAUUUCCAGCACCGCCUCGACCGACCGCGGGAAGUUCUGGUAAUUCCGAUUUAACCGCAGUGGCAAAUAGCGGUGAUCAGUCAGUGGAUCAGAGCCCCAUCUCGGAGCCGGCACCCGGUGAGAUCUUUCAAUUGAGGUCAAUGCCGCCCUCGUUCGACGCUGGUGAUGUGGUUAAUCGAAAGGCAAGUGUGGCCGAGGGAGCGACUGUUGGACAACUUCUGGAUCCGAACCAGGGGAGACCGAGGCUCAUGAGGAAUGCUAGUGAGAUGACCACCUUGGAAAUGACAGCCGGGUACCUAAAUAGGGCGAGCGUGAUAUCUGCAGAGAAACCAGCAUGCUAA
Messenger RNA from Diaporthe citri, 1167 nucleotides. RefSeq lists its product as uncharacterized. NCBI's taxonomy places the organism in Eukaryota, Fungi, Ascomycota, Sordariomycetes, Diaporthales, Diaporthaceae. Bases 1 to 1167 code for a protein of 388 amino acids. The transcript is spliced from 7 exons. The record is from RefSeq and is a predicted model, not a curated record.